UGGCACCAACCGAGUCAAAGAUCUAAUCUGCUGCUCUCCGGCCAAUUCGUUGAUCUCUUCCAUCACCUCGGCUGGCCGUGCCCUAUUUCACGCCUUCUCGUCAAAAAGACGCUCCCUGCGUCCCUCUUUCCCGUUUCUUCACCACGAGGCCCCAGUCUAUCCCCCAUACUGUAAUCCUCAGGCUGUAAUGGCAGAGAAUGUCACCAUCUCGCUCCUCCCUGUCUCCCUCGCACUCGUUCACCUACCCCGUUCCCGCCUCGAGUCCCUCACGACGCAUGUACUGUCCCAGAUACUCUUGCCGAAUCCUACGUUUCUGAACAUUACCUGCAACGAGAUUGAACUGAGCCUGUUCGCCGAGCACCAUGUACUCAAAGACUUUGAAAAGAUAGCGAAAAAGGAUGCGCACAAGCUGGCGAAGGCGAUGAAGGAAAGCACAGACGAGCAAAGUCGAGCACAGGUGCGCAGGAGACGGCGUAAGCACGUCGUCGAGCAUUGGGAACCAGUCGAAGUUUCUUCGGAUAGAUGGAGCGUGCUGCAGAUUGACUCCCAUUCGGACCAGCUUGACAAUUCCGGAGCUCGAGUGCGAGAGCUCUCUGCGCCAUUAGCAGCGGCAGGAAUCUCAAUCCUGUACCAGUCCUCGUACAUGAGUGACUUCAUCUUCGUAAAAUCCGCCCGCCUUUCACAGGUCAUGUCCCUGCUUGCAUCGGCCGGGUUCAAUCUAUAUUCGUCUGAUCCGACGAACUUCACUGCGCAGCUGUCCACCUUCACUUCCCCCCUCCUCUCGCCAACCCCUGAUGACAACUCCUCAAUCUCUCUACUUGAUCUUACCACGGUCGCACAGCGUGUUGAUCCCGAGGGCCGCGCCAUCUUCACGCGCUCGCGAAGCGGCACAGACUCGACGAGCAUCUCGUCGGGGAGUCGCGGGACUCCGCUUCCACCAUUGCUCCACAUGUCCGGCCGUCUGGACUUCGCGUUUCCCGCUGACCCGACGGUAUCGUCACCGAUUUCUGUUGCGAGCGAAUGCGACGAGAUGAAGACACCCGCACCUGCGCCAAAGUCUGUCGUGAGCCGCUCGCAGUCGCACUCGCCAUCAGGGUGCGAGGUGAGUCUUCUCGCGCCGGAUUUGACGUAUGUCGGCCUCGCGGACGAGCAUGUGGAUAUGUGGGGGCUGAAAAUCAUCAAGCUUGUCGCGUUCCCAAGGCUCAUCGUUGGCGGUGACAGGAGUACCGAGAGCCUGAGCUCGGGCUCCUCUUCGGGUGGGACGCGGUUCUUGUCGUCUUCUCCAUCUGCCGUGGACUUCGAUGCGGCGGUUGCGCCUCCUGUUUUUCCAACGAAUCCCCUGGACGAGGUGUCUCUCCGCAUCAUCACCGCAAGCGACGUCGGCAAUACAAGCGGUAGCGACACGACAACACGCGUGGGCCUGGACUCACCGAAAGAAGAAUUAGCUGUAUAUGAUAGCGCAGAAGCCACAGUGAGUGAGCUUCGCAGACGCAAAAAGUGGGAGGAAGGCUCGGAGCAGUCGAGCGACGAUGAAAAUACCUCACCAUCGUCUGAUGAAGAAGGGGACUCGGAAGCGAAAUUCGAGCGCGAGCGCUCAUCGUCGGCGUCUAGCUCUGGGAGACCGUCGCUCGCACAUUACGACACGCUCGAUACGCUUUACACCUUGGACACCGUAAUGACUGUGGAAACUGUGCGCCCUGCUCCUGUUUCCGAAAGCAUCGAAAGCACUGAAGACGUCGACGCUGCCAAGCGUAGUCGCUCGCCCUCGACGUCCUCGUCAUCGAGUUCAUCCUCGUCGGCAAGCAUAUCUCCUCCACCGUUGGUGCCGUUCUUUUCGUUCACACGCACGACGGAGGGCUCGUCACUCACUGCCCCUGUAUCGUUACUCGCUGCGCUUUUCCCACCAGACCAGCGACACAUGGUGAUUUGUAGUGACGAGUUGGACGUUCUUGAUUCGCGACAGUCGUCUCCCGCGGUCGAUGAAGAAGAAGCCCUUCAGGAUGCGGAGGAAGACGAUGCGGACAGGGGGCCGCAGGGUCCACUCAAGUGCUUGCAGAUCGAUCUCAGGAAGUUUGGACUAGACAAAUAUGGUCUCGUCAACCGCUUCUCGCGCACCCUAGAAGAGAACGGCAUUAACCAUAUAUACAAUUCGACUUUCAAAACGGCCAACCUUCUUGUGGAUAAGGCUCAUGCUACGCGUGCUCAAGCUUUGCUACGCUCUUGCUGAAAACCAAACACAGGCCUCGAUAUUGCCUUCCUUUCAGAGCCUCGGCGUAAUGGCUGUGACAUUUCUUGUCUCAUCAAUCCCCUUUCCAUCGCCCCAACUCGGUUUUCGGUACAACAAAACGGCUCUGACGAUGCGCCGCGCGUCAGCAUGAUAUGCACUCACGUCUGUUCACGUCCUUCCCGAUAUACAUCUUGGUUAUCGUCUGCUAAUUCUAUCCCCACUGUCCUUGCGCUACCCCUGAUAUAUUCCUACUCUGGCAGUGCCUCCUCAGCCUCACUGAUCUUCUGCACACAC
Messenger RNA from Laetiporus sulphureus 93-53, 2521 nucleotides. RefSeq lists its product as uncharacterized. Gene Ontology annotation, biological process: cellular response to L-arginine; regulation of intracellular signal transduction. The record is from RefSeq and is a predicted model, not a curated record. Gene Ontology annotation, cellular component: cytosol. The transcript is spliced from 5 exons. NCBI's taxonomy places the organism in Eukaryota, Fungi, Basidiomycota, Agaricomycetes, Polyporales, Laetiporaceae. Bases 188 to 2227 code for a protein of 679 amino acids.